AUGGCAAGCACUAGCGACAUCUCCAAUGUGCGUGUCGCUCAUGUGAGUUUUUUGCCUGGCGCGUCGCAUCUGACGCUUCAAUUAUGUCUGCAUGAUGAUCGCAAGGUCUUUUUUCGUCCAAUAUCCGAAAAAUUGGACCGCGUGCGAUACCGUUUGCAGCUAUUAGCGUCUAAUGUGUCAACACAAAAGAAGAGACGUAAGAAUGGAGUGAAAGACAGCGUAGCGCCUACAGUUUCCGUCAAAUUCUAUGAUAAUUACGAUCAGGAGAUGAAUGAAAAGGUCUUGAAAGUGGGUGACGCAUUGAUGCGCGCCAAGAGGCUCGAGAUUGGAGAAGAGAUCUUUGUGGUACUGCACAACCAGCCAAUUGUCACGAGUCUCAAAGUACUGGAGCCAGUAAUGGCUGGAAUUGGAGUUUAUCCUUUACCUAAGACAGAGUUUUGCACUGCUGAGGAAUGCUCGUGGCAGUGGUUUCGUCUGGAUAAAGAAGAUGAGACGUCACAGACGUUGGUAUCGACUGAAAGGAGAUAUAUGCCGACGGAGGACGAGAUUGGGUGUAGGUUCUGUGUAAAGUGUCAAGCACCGACGAUGAAGUCAGAGUUUGCACAAGAUAGCAAUACUGAAGUAGUGACAAUGCCAGUCGAGUCUGGACCGAAUCGAGACGUGUUCAAGGAACGAAGACGGAUGGGCGCUAUUUCUGCCGCUGAAAAGUAUCCUGAUGCGGUGGAUGCGUUUCGAGUGAUGAGCUACAAUGUGCUUUAUGAUGGCUAUGCAACCACUGAACAUGCACAGAAAAACUUGUUCUCGUAUGUGGAUGCUAGCGUCAUGAAGGAGACGCGUCGGAUUCAACUUAUUCUCCAAGAGAUUGAAGAAAAUAACAGCGACAUUGUCUGUCUACAGGAAAUGGGAGAGACCGUGUAUAAGAGUUUUUUUGAACCGAUGCUGACCUUGAUCGGCUACUGCGGAUUUUAUUCGGGCAAAACGGGCACAACAAACGAAGGUUGCGCAACAUUUUUUAGGACAGCCCGCUUCAACGUGGCUGAAGAAGUGGCUGUGAACCUUGCUACGGUAGUCAAAAACUCGACGAAUCCAGCCUCACAACACCUUAUGCAGGCUUUUCCUGAAAUUGCCAAGGGCAUUAACCGGAUUCCGUCUAUUGCUCAGAUUCUCGUCUUACGUUCGAAGGUCGACCCAGCACGGGUUAUCAUUUUGUCAAAUACGCAUCUCUUCUACCGAGGAGAUGCGCAUUUGAUCCGGCUGUUGCAAGGUGCUGCGGUCGUAGAGUGUAUAAGCAAACGAAAAGCUGCACCUGGAUUCGAAAAUGCUGCUAUCGUCAUGUGUGGAGACUGGAACGCGCACCCUAGGACAGCGUUAAUUGCUUUCCUCUUAGAUGGUCAGAUUGAUUCCAGUCACAGUCACUGGCAGCAAGCUCCGUCGUUUCAGUGGAAUGUGUCCCAGGUCGACGAAAAUGACGUAAAUAAGCGCGUAGCUAACGCUGCUCAGGUCCAUUCAGAUCGGUUCGAGCAUGAUCUUCAGCUAGUAAGCGCGUGCGGUAUUCCAGCAUUUACGAAUUAUGUAAUGACCUUUGUGGACACGCUAGAUUACAUUCUGGUUGGAUCGAAGGUGCUACAAGUUCGUGACACAUUUCCACUUUUUACCGAGGAGGAAGCAACCCACGAGCUUGCGCUGCCGUCGUCUACGUUUCCGUCGGAUCACGUAUCUCUUGUUUGCGAUUUAUCGUGGUGA
Messenger RNA from Peronospora farinosa, 1743 nucleotides. The record is from the annotation of a GenBank genome assembly. NCBI's taxonomy places the organism in Eukaryota, Oomycota, Peronosporomycetes, Peronosporales, Peronosporaceae.